This is a messenger RNA of Iphiclides podalirius (scarce swallowtail), 261 nucleotides long. The record is from the annotation of a GenBank genome assembly. Lineage: Eukaryota; Metazoa; Arthropoda; Insecta; Lepidoptera; Papilionidae.
AUGAAGAGGAUCCUAGCUUUGUUCGUGGCGUUCGUGUUGAUAGCGAACACGAUGCAACAGCUACCUACGCUCCCUUGCUUGGGUUUGAACGAGCGUUUCGUCCCGUGCAAAGAUUCGUGCAUACACGACACGUGCGACCAUGUCGCGACGCCAAUCAGCUGCGUCAGCCUGCUGCCGUGCAUCGGCGGCUGCGUCUGCCAGCUCGGAUUCCUGAGGAAGAACGAGUCCGCCCCCUGCAUGCCCAUCGUGAACUGCUUCCUG